GCAGCGUAUUUUAUUGCAAAAUGUAUAGAAAAAGUCCAGCGCGCAUUAAUCUCACUCGGCCUUUCUCGCACGUUGGCCCAUGCCAAGAUGACUUCGAAAAGAAGGAACAAUGGACGCAGCAAGAAGGGCCGUGGUCACGUGAAGUUCAUCAGGUGCACUAACUGUGCCCGAUGUGUGCCCAAGGACAAAGCCAUUAAGAAGUUUGUGAUCAGGAACAUCGUUGAGGCUGCUGCUGUCAGGGAUAUCUCUGAUGCCAGCGUUUAUGAAGUGUAUGCCCUUCCUAAGCUGUAUGCCAAGCUCUUGUACUGCGUGUCCUGCGCUAUCCACUCCAAGGUGGUGAGGAACAGGUCCCGUGAGGCCAGGAAGGACCGCAGCCCCCCACUCCGCUUCAGACCCAUGAGGGAAGGAGCUGGCCCUAGAGUUGGAACUGGUGCCCGGUCAUAAGGCUGUUAC
Molecule: messenger RNA, 453 nt
Organism: Haliotis rubra (blacklip abalone)
Lineage: Eukaryota; Metazoa; Mollusca; Gastropoda; Lepetellida; Haliotidae
Product: 40S ribosomal protein S26
Exons: 4
Coding region: 88-444 (118 amino acids)
Biological process (GO): translation
Cellular component (GO): cytosolic small ribosomal subunit; ribosome
Molecular function (GO): mRNA binding; structural constituent of ribosome
Source: RefSeq, a predicted model, not a curated record